AUGAACAUAGAAAUUUUAAAUAGUAUUCAUGGUGGUGUAGUUUUAAGUAUUAAUAAUUAUUUAUACAUAAAAAAUAAAGACUACAUUAGAAAAAUAGACAAUGUACAUAUUUUUUAUUGGACUUGUGUAAAAAAAUGUGGUGCAAAAAUUCGGACUUUUUGUGAAAAUAAUGUACAUUAUAUUGACAAGAAUUGUAUUUUUUCUGAAAAUGACCAUUUGCACGGAGCUGAUCCAAUAAGUGUAGGAGCAAGAAAAAUAAAAGAAACUAUAAAAAAAAAUGCACGAGAAAAUCAUGAUAAACCAAUACAAAUAUACCACGCUGCAAUCGCAGGAACGUCUCAAACAAUUAAUUCACAUGUCAGUAAAGAAGCGGCUCGACAAAUUAUUAAACGUCAAAGACGUAAUGAAGAUAUUUACUUGGAGCCACAAACAGCAGAUAUAAUUGACUUACCGUUAUACUUGCGUGAAACAUUAUCAGGUAAUGCAUUUUUAGUAAAAAAAACCAACGAAGUUUUGUUGUUUACAACUUAUGAAAAUUGUACAUUUUUACAAGAAUCGAACUGUUGGAUAGCAGAUGGAACUUUUAAAGUGUGUCCAAAUAUUUUUUACCAAUUAUAUGUUAUUCAUGGUUUAAUUAAGAGAGGAAAUGAUACAACACAACACAUUUUUGUUCCACUGGUAUAUGCUUUAAUGACUUCAAAAACAGAAGAACUUUACGUAAAAAUGUUUAAACUUUUAAUUGAAUACUGCAAUGAUAAUAAUAAAAGAAUUGAUGAUAAUCCUGAUUUAGAAAUCGUUACUGAUUUUGAAAAAGGUGCAAUUAAUGCAUUAAAUGAUAUGUUUCCUCUCGCAACACAUUCUGCAUGUUUUUUCCAUUUAUCACAAAACAUUUUCAAAAAACUUCAAAGUCUUGGUCUCUCUUCAAUGUAUUCUAACGAUCCAGAAUUUAAUUUAUUAGCAAAGCAAAUACCUGCCUUGGCAUUUUUACCAGCUAAUAUGAUUGUAGAUGGGUGGACAUUAUUGAAACCUUUCUUUAAAACCGAAGCAGAACAACAAUUAUCACAAUAUUUUGAGGAAACGUAUGUUUUGGGAAAAUCAGGUAUGCGUUUGAGAGGAAGACCAACAAAACAAACCAUACGUAAUCCACCAAUGUUUCCUCCAGAAAUGUGGUCAGUAGCUGACCGUCUAAAUCUUGGUUUGCCAAGAACCACAAACGUUGCAGAAUCAUGGCAUAGAAAAAUAAAUAGACUAGUUUCUCCUAAUCCAGGUCUAUUUAACUUCAUUAAGUUAAUACAAAAAGUGCAAAACGAAACAGAAUCAACAGUUGAACAGCUUAUACAAGGACGGACUUCAAAAAGAGCAAAAAAGAACGUCGAUGUACAAAAUGCUCGCCUUAAAUGUAUUCAACAAAGAAUUUACGAUGACGAAAAUUUAGACAAGUUAGAAUUUUUAAAAGGCAUUGCACAUAAUUUAACUUUAUAA
This is a messenger RNA of Macrosiphum euphorbiae (potato aphid), 1482 nucleotides long. Lineage: Eukaryota; Metazoa; Arthropoda; Insecta; Hemiptera; Aphididae. The record is from the annotation of a GenBank genome assembly.